Xenopus laevis (African clawed frog) is the source of this 1038-nucleotide messenger RNA. RefSeq names its product teratocarcinoma-derived growth factor 1, member 2 S homeolog (gene cripto.2.S). Lineage: Eukaryota; Metazoa; Chordata; Amphibia; Anura; Pipidae. Gene Ontology annotation, biological process: signal transduction. The record is from RefSeq and is marked provisional.
GAGACCUGUGUCCACUUGGUAUUCAUAUGCUAUGGAGAGAUUUAAAAGUUUAUCACUGCAGUUCGGCCCUUGGGAUCCUUACAUUCUGAGGCCCCAACUCAGUAUGGAUUAAUUCUUAGACGUGUGUCCAAGUAUAUCUACAUAAGAAACUUUAUCUCAAGAGUUCUAUUGAUUUCAGAUCAGCAGCUGUGAGGGGCAGAAGCAAUUUCACAUCAACGUUUGGCUUAACAGAAAUGCUUUGCAGGGACCAUGGGAGAUUCAUAUGUAUAACGUUGGCUCUGCUGACCUUUUAUUGUUGCAAAGGACUGGCAUUAGAGGCAGCGGAAUAUUCCAACAAAGGGAGUUCAAAUGCUACAAAAGAGGAUCUAUUGAUAAAUCAUAAUAGAACAAUUGACACUUUCUAUCAUUUAAACAAGGACAAUGAGAAAAGAAACCAGCAUAAAACCGAAGGACUUGUGCCUUUCAUUGGCCUUACAGACAGCAGCAAACUCAGCAAACAUUGCUGCAAUAAUGGAGGAACAUGUGUCCUGGGAAGUUUUUGUGUAUGCCCGAGGUACUUUACAGGACGACACUGCGAAUACGAUGAAAGAGCAAAACACUGCGCAGCUAAGAUCCAACAUGGUGAUUGGAUACGCAAGGGCUGCCGUUUGUGUCGCUGCGCAUAUGGGGUUCUUCAUUGCUUUGUAGAAACACAGACUGAUUGUGAUGAAGUCGAAGAGGAAGAAAUACAUUCCAGUGCACCAAUGGAACAAUCCUCAAUAUACCUUAUUGCAUUUGGCAUCCUUUUCUGCAUUUAUACUUUGGUUUAAUUUUUAUGAACUUGGUUCGCAUUCAAAAACACCAGAGAAAACAAGGCUGCAUUAUCGUAGAAGAUCCUGCAUAGAAAAAAAUCUCACUGCUCUAUAAGCAUAAAUAUCUACAUUAACUCUUCCCAUGGAAGUAAAGAAAUAUUUAUUAGCUGUAUACUAUUUAAUAUAACAUAUUUUAUAAUUUGUAUUAAAACACAUGUAAUUUGUAUUAAUAAACAUAUAUCUAUUU